This is a messenger RNA of Brugia pahangi, 600 nucleotides long. NCBI's taxonomy places the organism in Eukaryota, Metazoa, Nematoda, Chromadorea, Rhabditida, Onchocercidae. The record is from the annotation of a GenBank genome assembly.
AUGGAUCAGUCAAGCAGUUUUCGUCUUUUUUCUUACCAUUAUUCAAGCAUUAUAAUUGUCACUUCAUUAGCACAGUGCUCACACAAAAAGCCUCGAAUUCAGGAUCGAAAGGACAAAAUUGAAAUAAAGAAAAAAAUGAAAAAUGCGCAUACUCCAGCAUCAGAAGAGAAAAUAAGAGAUAAACAAGAUAAAAGUAACAGUCCAGAUGAAAAAAAAAGGGCAGCGCUAGAAGAACAACACACGUCAGCUGUUGAAGAUGCCGAGAAGGAAAAAGAACGCUUAAAGGAAAUGGGGGAAAAACGUAUUGAAGAAAUAAAACCCAAAAUUAUGAAACGAAAUGCUAAAGAGGAACGAAUAGCGAAAGGUAAGGAGACACGUGGCAAAGGUGAUUAUCCGACUAUGGACGAUGUACUGAGUGACUGGGAUUCUGAAAGAGAUGGUAAAAAGAAAAAUGAGGAUGAUGAUCAGAAAUCAAGAGCCAAUACAAAUCUCGAAGAUGUUGACGACAUGAGAAAGAAUGAAGAAAAAAAACCAGCAGAAAAUGGUGAUGCGGAAGAAAAGAAAAAAGAGGAUAAAGGUGGUGAAGUUUGCUGCUUCUAG